Molecule: messenger RNA, 2205 nt
Organism: Penicillium diatomitis
Lineage: Eukaryota; Fungi; Ascomycota; Eurotiomycetes; Eurotiales; Aspergillaceae
Gene: prm1
Product: pheromone-regulated protein PRM1
Exons: 1
Coding region: 1-2205 (734 amino acids)
Cellular component (GO): mating projection tip
Source: RefSeq, a predicted model, not a curated record
AUGGUCUUCUCACGAUCAGGGCGAUCUGUGUUUCCUUUGCUGCCUCCUUACGGCGCACACGAUCCAUCGAAUGGUCAUAUCAUUCCUUUACAUCCAGACGGGCUGACCCCCUACCUGGGUCUUCGAGCGCGACUCUCACAAGUAUGGAUCAACCGGUGGACCAUUUUGCUCGCUUUGAUCCUAGCACGGGUUCUCAUUGCGAUCGGAGGUGUUCGACACGACAUGGACUCAGCUCGGCGUGAGGCCUUGUCGGCAUGUACGUCGGUGGAGUCGAUGGGUAGUGCUAUGGCCUCCAUGCCUCACUAUCUCUCGACCGGUGUGAAUGAGUUGACGGCUUCGGGUGUGGAGCAUGCCGUACAGGGUCUCAAAUCGAUGCUCUUGCUCACGAUCACGGGUGUGGAGGAGAUCAUUCUCUUCAUCAUUAAAAUCAUGUACCAGACAUACCUCUGUCUGGCCACCAUGGUCGUGCGAGGCUCAGUGCAUGUGGCAACGGCCUUGAUAGAGGACGUCACCAGCUUCCUCAACUCCACCAUCAAAGGAGCCGUUGCAGAUAUCGACAAAGGCGUCAACUCCUUCGAGAAAUCCCUGAACGACUUUGCUGGCUUUGUCAACUCGGCCGCCAGCGCCUUUGGGGCGAAGGUUCCCACGUUGGACUUGAGUGGUCCCUUGAAAAAGCUGGAUGACAUCUCCAUACCAUCCUCGAUCAAUACGCAGCUGGACAAGCUGGACAACAGUCUCCCCACAUUUGAUCAGGUCCAAAAUCUAACCGAGACUGUGAUUCGAUUCCCCUUCGAAGAGGUGAAAAAACUCGUCAACGAUUCACUAGGGGUGUACACUUUCGACCGAAACGCAUUGCCAGUCCCUCAGAAAGAGCAACUAUCGUUUUGCAGUGACAACCAUGGGAUCAACGACUUCUUCGACGGGAUCACCAAGCUGGCGACGACGGCACGGACAAUAUUCAUCGUCGUUGUGACAAUCCUGGCCGUUCUCGUUUGCAUCCCGGUUGCGUGGCAGGAAAACCGCAAAUGGCGCCAUAUGAAGGAGCGCUCCCAGCUGGUCCGCAAAGAAGCCCACGAUCCAAUGGACGUGGUGUACAUCGUAUCUCGGCCCUACACGGCCGCAGCUGGAAUCAAAGCCGCCAGUCAUUUCAGCAACAGUCGUCGACAGAUCCUUGUGCGAUGGGCCAUAGCUUAUGCGACUUCCCUCCCGGCUCUUUUCGUGCUCGCUCUCGCCAUUGCAGCCCUCCUAUCAUGUCUAUGUCAAUACAUCUUGCUGACAAGCAUUGAGAAAACUGUCCCGCAACUCAGUGCGGAAGUGGGCGUCUUCGCCGACAAAGUCGUGGGCUCUUUGGAGAAUGCCUCGAUGGCCUGGGCAACCGACGCCAAUAAGGUGAUUCUCUCCUUGGACGACGACAUCAAUCACAACCUCCUCGGCUGGGUCAACACUAGUACAACCGCGGUCAACAGCACGCUUGAAACCUUUGUCGAAAAGACGACUGGUGUGUUGAACGACACCUUCGGAGGCACACUGCUUGAAAAGCCUGUUCAGGAACUCUUCAACUGUCUGAUCGGACUGAAGAUUCAAAGUGUUGAGAAGGGUCUGACCUGGGUCCAUGAUCAUGCUCAUGUCGCUUUUCCCUUGCUCCCCAACGACACGUUCUCCAAGGGCGCCAAGGAUAGCGUCUCCAAUGACGCCAACCCGUCUUCGAGUUUCCUUGCCGACGCUGGAGAUUCCACGUCGAAUAAGAUCACUCAGGUGGUGCAAAAUGUGAUCGACAAGCUGAAGAACGGACUUCGCACAGAGACCUUUAUUGCCACCGCUAUUCUCUGCGUUUGGAUCGUGAUCGCACUGGUCGGUAUCGUGCGCGCCAUGGCUCUUUUCUGGGGCCGUGAUCGAAACAGAGGUGAUGGCGGCGGUCACUAUGCGGAUUCGUCUCCCAACCAGCCCGGCCCCAGCGGUGCAGCAUCUGUCAUGGAUCUGCAAGCCGGUGAUCAGUCAAAUAUUCCCUUGACAAGUGUCUCAAGAGGGGAUGUAGGCAACGACAUGACAGCGGCCGGUCCUGCGCCAGACCGAGGUGAACAGUCCUUCAGCGAUGAGAAGCGGGGAUUUGCAGGGCAGAGAAAUUACCAGACUGCGCUUAGUAUUGAGGGUCAGCCUGCGUUGCGAAAGAGUAACUACGUCGAGUAUGGUGGGAAGAGUGGAUAG